AUGCAGCAGUCGCUGCCGCCCUACGAGAUGCUGCCAGCGGAGGUGAGCAUGGAGGAGAUGCCCGGCAGCAAGAUGGAGAUGACCCAGGGCCCCACGGUGAUGACCCGGAGCACCACGGUGACGGUGGAGGAGCCGCCGUCGCCGCCGCCCCGGGAUCACCUGGUGUGGUCCCUCUUCACCACCCUGUACGGGAAUUUCUGCUGCCUCGGCUUCCUGGCGUUCUUCUUCUCCGUCAAGGCCAGGGACCGCAAAGUGCUGGGUGACCACAGCGGGGCCCUGAGCUACGGCUCCACGGCCAAGUGCCUCAACAUCACGGCCCUGGUGAUCAACAUCGUCAUCGUCGUCAUCGUCAUCAUCGCGGUCGCCGUGGUCCUCAGCAGAGCAGGGUACCAGCCAACCCCGUACGGGUAGAACCCUUUCUCCGGCCCCGCCUUGUCCUCUUCCUGCCCCGCGGGCUGUGCUUCGCUCCCCGAACUCCCUGCCCGCAGCGCUCCUCGCUCCCCGGAGCCUGGGAGUGCCCUGGUGUCGCCGAAAAGCGCCAGCUGACAAUCCACGUGCCUCGCCCGGAGCCUCCUGGUGUCCUGUCCCUCUUCCCUCCGCACUCGGAGCUUUUGUGGAGCCCUUGCUGACGGCUGGAGGUGUCUGGGCAUGGACACAGCUCCCCGGAGAGGAGCCGAGCAUCCCCAACCCUGCCAUAUCCUGAUUGCUGCUUUGCUCUGGGUCUGCAGCCCCAGCUGCCUCAAAAUAAUUUUGAGGAGAAGCACCAGGUUCAGAGGAAUCCCAGUUCCUGAAAUAAAAGUUUCUUUCACUUUUG
Messenger RNA from Hirundo rustica (Barn swallow), 814 nucleotides. Its product is annotated as interferon-induced transmembrane protein 1-like. The record is from RefSeq and is a predicted model, not a curated record. The transcript has 2 exons. Gene Ontology annotation, biological process: response to interferon-beta; host-mediated suppression of symbiont invasion; negative regulation of viral genome replication. Gene Ontology annotation, cellular component: plasma membrane. The coding region runs from base 1 to 411 and encodes 136 amino acids. NCBI's taxonomy places the organism in Eukaryota, Metazoa, Chordata, Aves, Passeriformes, Hirundinidae.